This is a messenger RNA of Solea senegalensis (Senegalese sole), 2045 nucleotides long. It is a transcript of the gene cd302, whose product is annotated as CD302 molecule. The record is from RefSeq and is a predicted model, not a curated record. Gene Ontology annotation, molecular function: signaling receptor activity. The coding region runs from base 83 to 823 and encodes 246 amino acids. Lineage: Eukaryota; Metazoa; Chordata; Actinopteri; Pleuronectiformes; Soleidae. The transcript is spliced from 6 exons.
UCGAUGAACAGCCUCCUCCUGUUGCUGCUGUUGCUGUUGCUGCUGCUGCAGAGAGUUUAGUGCCUUUUCCUCCUUCGCUGUCAUGGAGCCGCAGGAGAAAAAUCACCACCAUCUUGGAUCACUAUUGUUGAGCGUGUUGUUCGUGUUGUGUUCUCAGCUGAAGUUUGCUGUGGCGGGAGAUUGCCCUGCAGACGGACGCACCUGGGUGCCCUUUCAAGACAGAUGUUACCACUUCGUCCACGGAGAAGAAGACAAAAUAAAAAGCUAUACCUUUGAGAGAGCAAGAUCUCUCUGUCAGGGUUAUGAGCUUUUGACCAUACAGAGUGCAGAGGAGAACGACUUUGUUAUUAAAUAUAGCCCAGAGGUGUGGAAAGGCAAUGUCAACGUGUGGCUGGGAAUGAGCUAUGAUACAAACAGUGACGACAUGAGGUGGUUCGGUGAGGACUCUGUGGGAUUCACUAACUGGGAGGACAGCUCGUCUCCGUCAGACCUCGCGCCCUUGGACAUGUGUGUGGCCCUGCACAGCAACACGGGAAAGUGGGAGAAUGUGAGCUGUCUGGACGACGUGGAGAACGGAGUGAUCUGUGAGGCAGUGCAGAAAGCAGAGAAAGUCAAGCAGAAACCCAAUGUGCUGCUUUCCACCCUGGUCAUCCUCAGUGUCGUUGGUAUCAUGGGAGUCUCGGCAGUUAUUUGGUUCCUUCACCAGAAACACAAUAUCGGCUCCACCAUCCUGACGGCAUUCGAGUAUCACCCUCCGUUCCGAGUCCUGGACACAGACCAGUCCUGCCUGGUGGAGGCCGAGGAAACUGACAGUGUGCCAUAGGAGAACGUACUCUCACCUGGCCCCAGUGGGCGUUCAUGUAAAGAGAAGUCCUCUCUUACAACAGUUAGUGAGACAGCUUUUGGGAUAACACGUGUCAGAGUAUUGUGAGGGGGAAAAAUGACCGGGCCUUUUCUCUGACACUAACCUCUUCACACUAAAUAUCUCACUACUACUUUGCUUUUGUCUCGAGAAUCUGCUGUCAUUUUCUCCCGAUUGAUUCAUUUUCCUCAGAAAUCAUCGCUUGGUUGUACAUAGUAUCAGAUGCUUGAAUAACUUUUAAAAUCAUUCUGUUUUUUUUGGUAUGUAGUGUUUAAAAGAGCAAAGCAGCCGUAGUGCGAUUUUUAGAGUUAACACGCAUUUUCUGUUGGUGUGAAAACCCGUUUGUGGUCGUCUUCUGUAGUUGACUUGCUUGAGUUAGGUUGGAUUCAUGCGUCUUCAGAUGACCACAGAAGACGACUGUGACCUGGACGAGUGAGAACCUUCACAGGCCCCAUAUAUGGUCUCUAAUUUCCAUAAAAUUGGGAGACUUACGAAUCGACCUAGAAGAGGCUGGUAAAUCCUGAUUCAUAUUCCCCGAGUAUGACUUUUAAAUACAUUUCCGCACAAUGUGACAAAGUGCAUGCUUUCAUUUGAUGGCAUUGUAACACAGGCUCUCCGUUAAAAGCUAAUCAUCGGUUUUAUUUUUGUCAGAAAUCGUGCCGCUUCCUCCAGAAGCUAAUGAAUUCAUUCAAUCAUGGAUAGGUGAAUGUUUAAUCCGAUGCUGUCAAGGGCACAUGUAGUGUGAUCGAUUGCAUGUCGAUAUGUAUGUAUGCAUGUAUGUACUCUAGUCUAGUCCACUUUCACUGCAUUUUGUAAAGUGGCACCGAGGGCUGGAUCUUAUCCGUCCAAACUUGUUUUGUUGCCAAAAGACCUUCUGGAAAAUCUUGGUUGUGAUGAGAUGAGACACGAGACAAACAAUCAUUCGAGCAGUAAUUAUUGUCACUGUGUCAUUUUUCAUGUUGUCAUGAUUUUAGUUUUGGAAUUAUUGAUCAUCCUGUUAAAGACAAUCUAUAUUUGGCCACAUGAUGGCUAAAUUGCACAAUAAUGACCCCUUUUAACAUUGUUUUUGUUUAUUUAGUCCCCCCUCAACAGUAUUAAUAUGCUUUUGUGCAAUAUCUGGCAUUGAUUUGGCAGAACCUGAGCCUCUGUGCGUUUUUCAAAUUAAAGAAUGUUUGUAAGACUA